Molecule: messenger RNA, 2346 nt
Organism: Carassius auratus (goldfish)
Lineage: Eukaryota; Metazoa; Chordata; Actinopteri; Cypriniformes; Cyprinidae
Product: epithelial membrane protein 3-like
Exons: 5
Coding region: 163-771 (202 amino acids)
Cellular component (GO): plasma membrane
Source: RefSeq, a predicted model, not a curated record
CUCUCUGGGUUUGUCCGGACACAAACUCAAGCCCAUUUUUAGUUUGUAGAAACUAUAACCUAGAGUUUUUCUGGAGCUGUGAAGGAAACUCCUCCUCUAACCUAGCUUGCAUUCUUUCCUGGACCGUUUUCUCCCAAACGAGGGAGUUUGUGGAGAGAGUGAAUGUGUGGAGAAGAGGGGAGGAGACCAGCUGAAGACACAGAGAACAACACAGAACUCCAGACCAAAGUUUCCAGAAGAUCUGUUGGUACGAGUACACAAGGAUCCACAAAAAUGGCGUUCCUUUUGAUGUUUGUGACUGUUCUGCAUUUGGUCACCCUGGCCAUGCUGUUCAUUGCCACCAUGGAGAAGUCCUGGUGGUCUUGGGGAGACAUAGAGAACACAGAUCUCUGGUAUAAGUGCAUCUAUGAAAACGCCACAGAAACCUGGUUAUGUGCUUCUGCCAGCGAGAGCGAAUGGCUGCAGUCAGUCCAGGCCCUCAUGAUCUUAUCUGUGGUGCUCUCUUCCAUCUCCUUCAUGGUGUUCCUCGGACAGCUCUUCACUAUGUCCAAAGGAGGACUUUACUAUUUCACUGGCCUGUGUCAAAUAUUUGCAGGUGCUGCAGCGUGUGUGGCUGUUCUUAUCUACACCUUCCAAAGGAGAGAAAUUCUUCAAGAUGCUCGUGAACUGGAAAUGGGUCAUUUCGGCUACUGUUACAUUCUAGCGUGGGUGUGCGUGCCCCUUUUACUCGUCAGCGGAGCACUUUAUGUGCAUCUGCGCAAACGGGCCUGACUUUCUGCUUAACACCUGUACUUUAGUAGUUUAGUCUGCUAUGAGAUUAUACAGUAUAUGCUUAUGGCUGUUUUUAGGCAAGCCAGUUUAUGAUAUGGCUUAUUGUUAUUUAUUAUUAUCAUAACAGUUUUUUGGGACCCAACUCCCAGCACCUGCUUUGCUGCUUUUGUGGAGUUGCAACAAAACUUGCUGUAUUUUCUCAUAGUGGGGAAACUGUUGUUCUAAGUUUGAUGCUAACAGUCAGGUGGGAUUUUGAUGCAAAAUGCUUGUUAAAAGAAAAAAUGAAAAUUUGCUGAAAAUGUACUCGCCUCUAGGAUAUCCAAGGCAUACCUGAAUUCAUCAGAACAGAUUUGGAGAAAUGUAGCAUUGCAUCACUGGCUCACUUGAAUGGGUGCCGUCAGAAUGAAAGUCCAAACAGCUGAUAAAAACAUCACAGUAAUCCACUCCACUCCAGUCCAUAUUUUAAUGUCUUGUGAACCAAAAAGUUGUGAAACAAAUCCAUCAUAAGACAUUUUAUAAUCUGUUGCUUAUGGCUAAAAUAUGAGUCCUCUAUCCAUAAAGUUGCACAGAUCAUGCACCGUUUACAAGCCAAAACAGCUCUUAACAAAUAUGUGGGUGGAUUUUGAUAUGAGAGGACAUCAGGGGAUGGACUAUUUCUCUGGAAGGAGUGUUAUUAUGGGAGGAUAUUUUGUCCAGAAGUGAUGUUUUUGAAAGUAAAAACCACACGAACGUCAUAAGUGGACCUCAGGCAACAGCAUUAAAUAAUCAAAAAGCCAGUUUAUGACCCCUUUAAAAUUAAAACACCCCAAAGAUGGAUUUGUUUCUUGUAGACAAGCAACCUUUCGCCAUUAUCAGCUGUUUGGACUCUCAUUCUGACGGCACCCAUUCACUGCAGAGGAUCCAUUGUUGAGCAAGUGAUUAAAUGCUACAUUUCCCCAAAUCUGUUGAGAUGAAGAAAACUAAUUUUCAGCAAAUUUUCAUUUUUGGGUGAACUGUUACUUUAUGCUUAAAAAAAUGGAGUGUAAAAGAAACUCCCAAAACUGGAAACUUUAAACCUGUCCUUUUUUCCAAUAUCAAAAACGUGCACGUGUCAUUCUAUUAUUUUUUUUUUAUGUAUGCAAACACUAUAAAUAAAAUGUUAUAAAAAGAUGCAAACCAUAGUUAUGAUAUUUUAGUUUAGAGUAAAAGUCUCUGAGAAAAAUAUUUCAGUGCAACAAUGAAUAAAUAGAAAAACAUGGUUGCAGCUCAAGUAGGAUAAACAAGUGUCCACUAGGAGCAGAGUCAAGAUGCCUUUUAAGUGGUUUACAUAGUAAUGAGAUUGAAUCAGUAAAAAUAGUUGUUACUUGCUAACAAUCUGAACAGCUAAUUUAAAAUACUUAUAUAUUUAAUUCAAACAACUCUAAUCAAUUUGUAUCAUUGACAUUGUGGUUGACUUAUUAGCAUGACAACAUCCCAUUGUACCAUACAUUCUCUGCUUUUAAAAGCACUGUUGAUUCUGUCUAGGCACACAAUAAACAUCGGCAUGACAGAUAUACUGGGUGAUUAAAGAAUGUGUGCAUUAAACAGUUGCAUGAA